Molecule: messenger RNA, 1026 nt
Organism: Metarhizium album ARSEF 1941
Lineage: Eukaryota; Fungi; Ascomycota; Sordariomycetes; Hypocreales; Clavicipitaceae
Product: cystein rich protein
Exons: 2
Coding region: 1-1026 (341 amino acids)
Source: RefSeq, a predicted model, not a curated record
AUGAAGAAUAUCCAGCUCAGCCUCCUUGCCAUCCUCCUCCAGGUCUCUCUCUUCGAGGCCAAGGGGUACAAAAAGAACAUUCCGACUUAUGAGGUCGGGCCUGAUGCCAAGAUUGACGGCAGGAGCAUCACCUACAGAGACCCUGACUGCGAGGAGGGUCUUGACUGCACAGUCACAAGGACCUGCAGCUCUGCCGGGACGUCUCCCGUCCUCAGCGCGGACAAGAAGUACUUUGCCUGCUGCCUCGCGGGGACUCGUCUUCUGGGAAGUCCGCAGACAGCAUUUGACUGCUGCGCCGAUGGCCACGACCUGGUAGGGAGCGCUGCGGUCGGCUACCACUGCUGCCCUACCGGGUACGAGUUCGACGGGCACAUGUGCAACGAAGUCUGCAAGAACGGCAAGGUGCUCGUCGGCGGCAAGUGUGUCUGCCCCGAGGGCACGUCCGAGGGUCCCGACGGAACCUGCAAGGAGAAGGCCAAGUGCACGUCUGGCCUGGAGACGGGCAAGUGCUACAUAUUCACUGCGGAGAACGGCAACAGACUUGGCCUCCGCAACGACAACGUCUACUACGCCGCCCCGGACAGCAUGAUCCAGCGGUACGGCAAGUUCCAGCUCUGCGGCGACGAGAAGUGCACCGCCGGCCAGGCCAUCAACCCAUCAAACGAGAUCUACAUCCGUGAUACGUACGGCGACUUGGCCACGGGUGCGCACAACGGCCAAUGGCUCAACAACGCCGCCAACGGCAACCACAUUGGCCGCACGCCGGCCUUUGCCAACGCCGGCCACUUCUCCAUCAGCAAGUGGCCCUGCGGCAAGUACUGCCUUGGUGGCUUCACCCAGGGCAUUGGCCCUGCUUGUCCUGCCGAGAUUCCCGCCAUGACGUUUUAUUCGCAGGAUCCGCAGAUGUGCGUUGCCUUCCAGUUUACCGAGGUGCCUUGCAACAUCAAGGCGGACGAGAACAACUGCAUCUGGAAGAACGGAGACCAGUGCUGCAACAGGGUUGACUGCGGCAAGAAAGGUGAAUAA